This is a messenger RNA of Truncatella angustata, 647 nucleotides long. RefSeq lists its product as uncharacterized. Gene Ontology annotation, molecular function: structural constituent of ribosome. Lineage: Eukaryota; Fungi; Ascomycota; Sordariomycetes; Amphisphaeriales; Sporocadaceae. Gene Ontology annotation, biological process: translation. The transcript has a single exon. Gene Ontology annotation, cellular component: mitochondrial large ribosomal subunit; ribosome. The coding region runs from base 185 to 634 and encodes 149 amino acids. The record is from RefSeq and is a predicted model, not a curated record.
GCGAGGGAUCGGGACCCGGAGAAUUAGUGGCCCGGAUCCCUUCAAUUCCAGAUGCAAUCCGUGGUAUCCAAAAGUCUCGAGCUUGCAUCGCCAAACGGCAGCAUCACAGCAUCACAGCACUGCAGCACUGCAGCACUCCAGCAUUUGUUCUUGAUCUCCUGGGAACGAGCAGGCCAUAUUCACAAUGUUUUCGAGGACUCUGAGGCCGCUGAGGACGGCCGCCGCGCCACGAACGCUAUCUCCAUUCCGCUCCAACGUCCCCAUACUGGCCCGAAGCUUAGUCACAGAGUCUGCGCCGCCAGUCGCAACAUCACAACCCAUCGCACAAGCACAACCGACGAGUCCAGCCCAGAAACUGCCAUACUAUGUUGGGCGCAACCGCAUGAACAAUAUUUCCGUGUACGAGAGGAGGGACCGCGGCGGUAGCUUGAAGAAGACAUUGGUCAAGAAAGGAGAGGGAAACCUACAGGCUCUGAAGUUCGACAUUGCAGAGGCUCUAGGGCUCACAGAGAAGGAUGUCAAGGUGAACAACACAACGAACCACAUUGAAAUCAAGGUACGUUCAUGCAUAAGACUGCACAAUGAAAUCUCACCGUAUAUUCUGGCCAGUGCUGACAGCCUCGUAGGGUCAUAGGCGAGAGGAUGUU